Chanos chanos (milkfish) is the source of this 2532-nucleotide messenger RNA. RefSeq names its product protein phosphatase 5, catalytic subunit (gene ppp5c). NCBI's taxonomy places the organism in Eukaryota, Metazoa, Chordata, Actinopteri, Gonorynchiformes, Chanidae. Gene Ontology annotation, molecular function: protein binding; hydrolase activity. The record is from RefSeq and is a predicted model, not a curated record. The coding region runs from base 17 to 1396 and encodes 459 amino acids. The transcript has 12 exons.
UAGCGGCACUGAGAAGAUGGCGGAGGAGGAACGGAAUAUCAAAGCCGAGAAACUCAAGGAGAAGGCGAACAGUUAUUUUAAAGAAAAAGACUAUGAAAAUGCAAUCAAGUUCUACACUGAAGCAUUGGAGCUAAAUCCAUCCAAUGCCAUCUACUACAGUAACCGGAGCCUGGCAUACCUGCGCACUGAGUGCUAUGGCUAUGCCCUGGCGGACGCCACGCGCGCCCUGGAGAUCGACAAAAAUUACAUCAAGGGCUACUAUAGGCGUGCCACCUCAAACAUGGCCCUGGGCAAGUUUAAAGCUGCUCUCAAGGAUUAUGAGACGGUAGUAAGAGUGCGGCCCAACGAUAAGGAUGCCAAGAUGAAGUACCAGGAGUGUAACAAGAUUGUGAAGCAGAAGGCCUUUGAGCGAGCCAUUGCCAGCGAUGAGCUGAAAAGAUCCGUUGUCGACUCCCUAGACAUCGAGAACAUGACAAUUGAGGAUGAGUAUGCAGGGCCUAAACUGGAAGAUGGGAAGGUCACGUUAAAUUUCAUGAAAGAGCUGAUGGAGUGGUUUAAAGAUCAGAAGAAACUACACCGAAAGUGUGCUUACCAGACAGAGAAAAUAACUAUUUGUGGGGAUACACACGGCCAGUUCUAUGACCUCCUAAACAUAUUUGAGUUGAAUGGCUUGCCCUCACCGACCAAUCCAUAUCUGUUCAAUGGUGAUUUUGUCGACCGUGGUUCAUUCUCAGUGGAGGUGAUCCUCACCCUCUUUGGCUUUAAGCUGCUCUACCCAGAGCACUUCCAUCUGCUGAGAGGUAACCAUGAGACAGACAACAUGAACCAGAUGUAUGGAUUUGAGGGUGAAGUAAAAGCCAAGUACACUGCCCAGAUGUUCCAGCUGUUCAGUGAGGUCUUCCAGUGGCUUCCUUUAGCCCAGUGUAUCAACAACAAAGUGCUGAUCAUGCACGGAGGACUGUUCAGUGAAGACGGAGUGACCUUAGAUGACCUCAGAAAGAUAGACAGGAACAGACAACCCCCAGACUCUGGUCCUAUGUGUGACCUUCUGUGGUCAGAUCCACAGCCUCAGAACGGUCGGUCCAUCAGUAAGCGGGGCGUGAGCUGUCAGUUUGGGCCUGAUGUCACAGAGCGCUUCCUCAAACAGAACAAGCUUCAGUACAUUGUUCGUAGUCAUGAGGUGAAAUCCGAGGGUUACGAGGUCACUCACUCAGGGAAGUGCAUCACCGUAUUCUCGGCACCCAACUACUGUGACCAGAUGGGUAACAAAGGAGCAUAUAUCCACCUCAGGGGAUCCGACCUCAAGCCAGAGUUUCACCAGUUCACUGCUGUGCCUCAUCCGAAUGUCAAGCCCAUGGCGUAUGCCAACUCUCUGUUGCAGUUGGGGAUGAUGUAGAGGCCCUGUGUCCCUGUCCAUCUGUCUGUCUGUCUGUCUGUUAGCAGUGGGAUGACCUGUUCAUCCAAAUCCACACCGAGUCCUCAAGAUUGUCACACACUCAGUCCCUCUCUACACAUAUGACUCUCUCUCUCUCCUCUCUCUCUCUCUCUCUCUAUCUCUCUCUCCCACUCUCACUCUCUCACUCUCUCUCACACAUGCACAUGCUUGCUCUGUUGAGAAUGCGUGCGGGACAGUUAAGGGGGGGAGAGACAGGGAGGGACAGCUAUAAUAGCAAAACAGGAUUUUUCCCGUCUCCAUACCUUUUCCAUUUGUCGGUUCUGCUUCGGGGCGAAAACAAAAACAAAACAAAACAAAAAAAAAUUUUUUUUUUGCAUCCAAAUGGAGCUGCUAGAUUUUUAAUGAUUUGACUGGUGGUUGAUUUCCAGCCGUGUGAUAACAGAAGCUGGAUUGUACCAAAGAUGUGAAAUUGAGUUGAAUUGGAAAUGUCAUGUAUCACCAUAGUGCUCAUAUGGAUCAGUCUCUGUCUCAUUAUUCAGCCUAGGUACGCAGUUAAGUGAGGCACUGUUGGGAGGGAAGCUAGUGUGUCACCGUAAUACUGUAGCGCUGCGGAUUCGUGCUGCUUGGAGAAACAACCACUUUUCACGUGCGUGUCACAUUUGAGAGAAGUACAUGUUCGAGUCAGAUGGGACAUUGGUAAGGUUUGUUUUAGCGGGCUUUUACAAGAAACGUCUCAAAUUUUCACCACGAAAGGUGGUCUCGUAUUCACAUUUUUUCCCCCGUCUGUUGAAAUCCCAGUAGUUGCCGUCGCCACUUUCAAUCCCGUUUCAUGAGAAUGUACAGUAUUGCUAAAAUCAGUAGCUGUUUGUCGUAUUUCCAUUCUAUUGGCAGCUCUUACAAACACAUGUUUUCUCUCCCAACUCGCUUAACUGAAUAACACUGGCGAUGCUGUAAACCUUCAUUGUGUGUCUGUCUCCCUACUUCCUGGCUCCCUUUGUGUGGAUCUACUAAAGAGUACAGCAGGCGUCCAGAGACCCAUCUUCCUCUUUUAAAGCGCACAGCAGUCAUAUCCCUUGCCCUUGACUUUUUAGAUUAUGUUAUAUACACAAACGUGUAUGUAUAUAUAUACUGUAACA